Molecule: messenger RNA, 273 nt
Organism: Prunus armeniaca (apricot)
Lineage: Eukaryota; Viridiplantae; Streptophyta; Magnoliopsida; Rosales; Rosaceae
Source: the annotation of a GenBank genome assembly
AUGAACACCGAUCACAAGCACAGCUUCGGAACGCCGCCUACAAACAGCAAACGGCUCGGUAUUACGACUCUCACGUCAAACACCGAUCGUUCAAGGUGGGGGACUAGGUUCUGCGAAAAGUCUCUCCAGCAACGAGAGACCAUACCGAAGGCACUCUCGGCCCCUCAUGGGAAGGACCCUAUGAAGUUGUCAGCGUUUGCCGACCCGACACCUACCGAUUACGUGGUUCCGAUGGUUAAACCCUCGGCCACCCUUGGAAUGUUGAUCAUUUAA